AUGGCCACCCUGGCUCAGAUCCUGGCACUGCUGGCAAUGGCCAUGGCCACCACUGUUGUCAAAGGGAUACCCCUGGACAUGGCCCCUGACUCCUUUGAUGACCAGUACCAGGGCUGUGGCCCUGCCAUGAAGGGGGCCCUCUACAACUCUGAGUUCCAGCAGAACAAGGAGUUUGCUGAGGUUUGGGUAAAGGCUGCAGCCAAGGUGCAGAGUUGGGGCCCCCCUGUGUCUCCUGUGUCCCCAGACCAGGCCACUGCCAUCAUGGCCUUCACAAUGACUGACCUCAGAAUGACUUACCUCAGAACAUUCAAUGAUGCCCUGUGUGUGGCCAGGCGCUCCCACCAGGAAUAUUGGGACAACUUCCACUUCAAAACGCUGCAUUUCCUGCUGACCGAUGCCCUGGCCACGCUGAGGGAUGAUCAGAAAGGGCAGUGUUGGAACACGUUCCUAAAUGUGUGUGACGCCUGGUACAAGGCACAGUGUGACAACAGUGUCCGGUCUGGUGAAUUCGCGUUGAUGGUACCCCUGAUGCCCCUCUUUGUCCCCCAGGUGGGAGCAUCCCCAGGGCUACCUUUCACCUUGGAGGACUCCUCCUGGCCACCACAGCCUUGGCAGUGGCCACUGGGAUCCUCUGAGCCUCGAGACCACCAUGGCCUCCAAGGUCACUGUGGCCUCCCCAAUCACCAAGACCACCAGGACCUGCAGAGAAACGAGGCCACCAAGGCUACCAAGGCCAGCACAGCCACUCUGGCCACCAUGGUCACUAUAACCACCAAGGUCACUGUGGUCACCAUGAUCACCUAG
This is a messenger RNA of Melospiza georgiana, 804 nucleotides long. Its product is annotated as erythroblast NAD(P)(+)--arginine ADP-ribosyltransferase-like. The record is from RefSeq and is a predicted model, not a curated record. Gene Ontology annotation, molecular function: NAD+-protein-arginine ADP-ribosyltransferase activity; NAD+ poly-ADP-ribosyltransferase activity. Lineage: Eukaryota; Metazoa; Chordata; Aves; Passeriformes; Passerellidae.